Messenger RNA from Doryrhamphus excisus (bluestripe pipefish), 1929 nucleotides. RefSeq names its product uridylate-specific endoribonuclease C. The record is from RefSeq and is a predicted model, not a curated record. Gene Ontology annotation, molecular function: RNA endonuclease activity. NCBI's taxonomy places the organism in Eukaryota, Metazoa, Chordata, Actinopteri, Syngnathiformes, Syngnathidae.
AGUCGACAACGCAACAGCAUCCGCCCUUCUUGCUGUGGGCGGGACAUUGCGCAUUAGUCAUCUCCUCAUUGGCUGCUACCCUGCACCACAUCACAACUAACUGUAUUUUUCCUUAACAGUCUCUUCUGCACGGAAACAUGGCAAGAGGUCAAGCAGCCAACCAGGAGCUUGCUGAGGUGCUCAAUGAACUCUGGCGUCUGGAUAGCAACCGUCUCAAACCGGGAAUUGAUUAUAUCAUUUCUCUGCAGGGUCGAGCAGGGUACGUGGCUCAGGGAAGUAACUACGCCAGAGACAGAGCCAGGGCGCCGCUUUUCACGUACGUCAACCAGGACAAGCUGAAAAGCAUGAAGACGUUUUCACAUUUCAUCAACCUGCUGGACAACUACGAGAUGUCGACCGGUGUGACAGAGACCGUGACGUCCGAGGAGCUCCAGGAGAACCACAAGUUUCUGGACGCUAUUCUGGAGACACAAGUCAUGAAGUGUGCUCACCAGUAUCUGGUCAAGAAGAGCCAGUCGCCGUCAGACGUCACACACUUCAAGAGGCAGCUCUACGACAUCUGGUUCCGACUGUACCACCGGGACAGGAGCGGGGGAGAGGAUUCCUGCGGGUUUGAGCAUGUAUUUGUUGGGGAAACCAAGUUUGGCCAGGAGAUUAUUGGUCUACACAACUGGGUGCAGUUCUACCUGCAGGAGAAGCACGGCCACAUCGACUAUAAAGGCUACAAAGCAAGAGACAACAAAGACACGCCUGACCACGACGACCACGUCCUCAACCUGCAGUUCAGCUGGAAGGGUUUGGUGAAGCCCGUCGGCGGUUCCUUCAUCGGGGUAAGCCCCGAGUUUGAGGUCGCUCUCUUCACCAUCAUAUUCCUUGCGUCUAUGGAGAAGAUGACGUCGGUGGUGGUCAAAGUGGACGAGUACACGCUGGAGCUGGUGGUCUACCGCCACGGACGCUCCAUCGGAACGUCCUUCCCCAAGCUCCUCAGCAGCAAUAACCGGGAUUUGUAAGAGCAUCAUCGCCGCAAUCGUCACCACGUAGUUGGUUUUCUUUACUACUACUACUUCCUGUGUCGGCACAUAGCAACCAAUACACACCGCACCGUGUCUUUCUGACCAUCUUAUUUGCAUUUUAGUUCAGUUAGUAAUUUUUAUGCAUGAAAAUGCUUCAUUUAGUCUACAAAUAUAUACAUUUUGUUUAAACAUGCAUAUGUUGUAUUAUAUGAAUAAUAGGCCUGAGGCAACCACAAAAGCGCAAGUAAGAUUCCUCAUUUAUAAAUGCAAUAUUUUUGUAGUUAUGGCAGAAAAACCUGUUUACAACCUUCUAAAUGUGGCCUUUAAACACUAUCAGAGCCAUCUGAUAAGGAUAAGCGGUAGAAAAUUAAUGAAUGAACAUUUGUUGUGCUUUUCAUAUUUUUUUAAGUCACUUUUUGUCUAUCCAUUACAGUGACCAAUUAUGCAAAUUAUGUAUAACAUAACAUCAUUAACCCACAAUGCACCAUUGCCACCGAUAGAUCGCAGGACUGUGGCAAACGAACUUUUUUUGUACGAAUUGCACCCCCCACCCCUGCUUUAGAGGUAAAUCAAGCUUUAUUUGCAAAUAUGGCUUCUUGGACCACAGUUCUUUCAAACAAGCGUUUGACGGGUGCUUUGUCGCAAGGUAAUGCUUGCGGUUAGCACGUGAAAAUCAUCCAUGUAACAAGUGCUCAUUUACUUUGUGCUCGUAAGUGUAAACAACAUUAUGUUGUCAAAUGUAGUCUUAAACGUUAUUUAUAGUCUACAUUUGCCAUCAACUGACACGCUGUCAUGAUGCUCCAUGCUCCUGUACAGGAAACAAUCAGCUUCUAUGUAUUGGAUUUCGUAUUACACAUGUUUGACAUAAACAAAUGGUGUCAUAUAUUACUCUGAAGACAGGAAGCAAUAAAAGCAU